This is a messenger RNA of Acomys russatus (golden spiny mouse), 5452 nucleotides long. It is a transcript of the gene Nwd2, whose product is annotated as NACHT and WD repeat domain containing 2. The transcript is spliced from 7 exons. Gene Ontology annotation, molecular function: protein binding. Bases 1 to 5229 code for a protein of 1742 amino acids. The record is from RefSeq and is a predicted model, not a curated record. Lineage: Eukaryota; Metazoa; Chordata; Mammalia; Rodentia; Muridae.
AUGUGGCCGGCCGGAGCGGGCACCAAACUGCCCUGUCCUCGGGACUCCGCGCUCAGGCGGGCAGCAUUCUCCGGCAAUCUCACCGCCCUGCCUUCUCACCUGGUACCCGCCGGCCGCAGCGUCCGGGUCUUCAUUAGCGCCAACCCUGAAGAUACAGGAGCAGAACGGCAGGCACUAAGAGAAACCGUGUAUCCCAAACUUCGAGAAUUCUGCAGAGAAAACUAUGGGUUGGAGUUUCAGGUCAUAGAUCUGUACUGGGGAGUUGAUGGAGACGAAUGGGACAGCCCUGAGCUGCAGAAGAUGCGCAUGAAGCUGCUGGAGGAGUGCUUGAGGACCUCUGCAGGCCCGUGCUUUGUUGGACUUUUGGGUGAAAAAUAUGGGAACAUUCGGAUCCCUGGUGAAGUUGAAGCUUCGGAGUUUGAAAUGAUUUUGGAUGCUGCUGUAGAGGCAAAAUUAGAGACCAAGUUACUGGAAGAUUGGUACUGCCGGGAUGAGAACGCGGUACCAGCAGCCUAUUACCUCAGACCCAGGCUAGAGGUGCCGAGAAGCAACAAGAGCUCGACACAGCCUUCUGCCAGCACUGAAAUUGAGAGGCCGUGGCAAGAAAUAUCAGAUGAAAUCAAGACAAUAUUUAAAGCUGCUGUCAAACUGCUUCAUGAACAGGGUAAAAUGAAACAGAGCCAGGCUAAGAGGUACCUGUUUUCAGCUAUCGAGGAUGAGUUUGACUUUGCUCUGGGCAAGCAAACCCCAGCAUUCCUAAAGAAGUGUGUGUGCUACAUCCGGAAGAUUGCUAACAUCGAGCGCUUUGUGAAAAUCCCAGAGAUGGGAAAAUACAUGGACAUAACCGGAACAGACCCAAGAGUCACCCGGGACCCAGAAGCUCAGGAGAAGCUGAUAAGACUCAGGGAUGAAUUCAUUCCGACCAUCGUCGCGUCCUCCAACUUGAGAGUGUACACAUCUGUCACUCACUGCGACAUGAAACUGGGCUACUCCCAAGAGAUAGAAAACCAUUACAUAGAAGGACUUGGUAAGCAAUUUUAUGAGGACAUGAUUGACAUAAUUCAGGCAACAGUGCAGCAGAACUUUGACACCGAGACGGACACACUGUAUGACGAGAUCCUGCAGCACUCCUCACUAUGUAAAACGUACGCCUCCUUCUAUGAAUACAAAUGCGAAUCGCUAAGCAUCCUACAUCAAUACAUCCUUCCAAGCAAAACCGGGCACAUCAACCCUCUCGUUGUGUAUGGUGGACCAUGCACUGGGAAGACACUGCUGCUAGCUGAAGUUGCAAAAAAGGCUUAUGGCUGGCUCCACGAAGACACAGGUCCAGACUCUGACCCGGUUGUCAUUGUGAGAUUCCUAGGGACCACAGACAUGAGUAUUGAUCUGAGGACACUCCUUCUAAGUGUUUGUGAACAGCUGGCAGUCAACUACCGGUGUCUGGUUCAGAGCUUUCCUAAGAAGAUCCACGACCUUCGUGACUUAUUCAUAAACCUGUUGAAUGAGUCUUCACUGCAGAGACCUCUGGUGAUAAUAUUCGACGCCCUAGAGCAGCUCUCAGAGAGUGACGAUGCUAGGAAGCUCUGGUGGCUACCUGCUCACCUUCCCCGCUUCGUACGGAUUGUCCUCUCCACACUGCCCAACAAGCAUGGGAUCCUGCAGAAACUAAGGUGCCUUAUCCACGAAGAAAACAACUACAUCGAGCUGAUUCCUCGGGACAGGAAGAUGUGCAGUCAGGUCCUCAAACACCAGCUGCUGAGGGUCAAAAGGAAGGUCACAUCGGGCCAGCAGAUUUACGUAAACAAUGCCUUCUCCAAGUGUACGCUGCCUAUGUUCGUGAACCUAACUUUCAGGGAGGUGAGACACUGGAGAUCUCACAAGGAUGUGGAUGAAUCCUCCCUCUGCGUGACUGUCCAUGAAAGCAUAGAGCACUUAUUCUUGUCCCUGGAGAAGAAGUGUGGUCAGAAACUGGUCUCCAGAGCUCUGGGUUACAUCACCAUGGCCAAAAUGGGUUUGAGUGAGAUGGAACUGGAGGACGUGUUAGCCCUAGACAACAGCGUUAUGAGCGAACUCAAUGAAAACACCAGACCCAGCAAUCCCCUACGAGUACCUUACCUGUACAUCGCACGGCUCAAGGAGGGCCUCAACGGAUACUUAAUAGAAAGGCACGUGAAGAACGUCACGCUCUUAGUCUGGGCCAACAGACACCUGCAGCUCAUAGCUCAGAAGCUGUAUCUGCAGGAGGACAGCAACCUCCGUGAAAUGCACACAAUCCUGGCCGACUAUUUUCUAGGGGUGUGGUCAGGAGGCCGGAGGAAAGCUUUCUGCCUGGAAGACCCCUAUCUGAACGGUUGCCUCGACUUAGAGAACAGAAGUCUGCUUGAGGAAGAAAAGCACUUCAUGGAACAAGCGUCCUUUGACAGGCAAGCCCCUGACCAGCCCUGGGUUUUCCAGUGCAACCCACUAGAGCCUGACAUCUUUUUUGUCAAUCACCGGAAAAUGUCUGAGCUCUUGUACCAUCUGACAAGGUGUGGGAAAACGGAUGACCUGCUGUACGGAAUCAUCAUGAACUUCAGCUGGCUCUACACCAUGAUCAAAAUUGGCCAGUUUGACAAAGUGCUUGCUGACAUAGAACUGGCUUACAACUACUCACAGGAGAAGGAGUUGAAGUUCCUGGCCAGCACCCUCCGAGGCAUCAGAAACAAGGUCAUUGUGUCCCCGGGCUCCCUUUCAGCAGAGCUUCAGCAAAGGCUCCUGCCUGUCGUGAGUUCCCUGCCCAAACUCCGACACCUUCUCCUAGAAUGUGACAAGGAUGGACCCAAAUACUGCUCCAUUGUUCCUCUUCAUUCGUCCAUGGAUGUGACAUACAGCCCUGAGCGUCUCCCCUUAGCAUCCAGCCACCUACAUGUCACAGAGAUCCUCCCCACCUGUAACCCUAGCACUGUUCUCACGGCCUUAGAAAACGGCUCCAUCAGCACGUGGGAUGUAGAAACUCGCCAGCUGCUCCGGCAAAUCACCACAGCCCAGUCUGUCAUCCUGGGCAUGAAGCUCACCAGCGAUGAGAAGUACCUUGUGGUUGCCACGACAAACAACACCUUGCUGGUUUAUGACAAUGUCAACUCCUGCCUGCUGUCUGAGGUGGAAAUCAAAGGGACCAAGCAUGGCAGUGGCUCCACCUACAUCAAUGGGUUUACACUCUCUGUCAACCAUGCCCUGGCGUGGCUGGAGGCCAGCAAAGAUGUCACCGUCAUUGAUCUGCUCUAUGGGUGGCCCCUUUACCAGUUCCACUGCUGGUAUGAAGUGACCUGUGUCCAGUGCUCCCUGGAUGGGGUGUAUGCCUUCUGUGGCCAGUACCUCAAUAAUACCACCAUUUUCCACUUAGGGAGUGGAGAAAAGUUAUGUACAGUGACGUCAGAAUUUUCCGGCGGCUUUGUAAAGUUCCUUCUCAUCUUGGAUACGGCUCAAGAAAUGGUCAUGGUAGAUAGUGAGGGAAGCCUCUCUGUGUGGAAUACAGAGGACAUAUCCAACCCCCAGCUGACCGAAGACUUUGACUGCCGAAAAGAAGACAGUGAAGUGGUGAGCAUUGAGCUUUCGGAGGACCAAAGCGCAAUUCUGCUCUGUAAAGCUCUCAGCAUUGAGCUCUUAGACACGGGCAUGUGGAAGGUAGCUGAGAAGUUCAGAGCCAGGCACAACGAGCGCUUUAUAUCUGCUGUGCUAUCCAAAAACGGAGACUGUAUCAUUGCAACCAUGGAGAACACCCCAGCCGUGUUCUUCUGGAGGCGGGACACAGGACAGUGCAUGGCAAGCCUGCAGGAAAUCUCAGGUACCAUAGUUAAGUUGGUAAAAUCUAGUCACCACAAUAUGCUACUGUCUUUAUCAACCAGCGGUGUUCUUUCCAUCUGGGACAUAGACAUAAUCACAGCAAUGUCCAACAUCGAUAAAACUGGCAAACCCAUCCAGAGCCUGGUGUUGCCUGCCAGAGGGGAAAUCAUUUACUCUCUCGAUGGCUCUGAUUGUGUUCAUAAAUGGAACUUCAGCAGUGGAUUCAUUGAAGCAGUAUUUAAGCAUGAAGGAAUAGUGGAACAUUGUGUGCUAACAUCCACCGGAGACAUAAUGGUGACAUCAGAUGACAAAAGCAGCCAGUACGUCUGGCACACCAACAGUGGGGAAAACCUCUUCCGAAUUAAUGGGCAAAGAAUCUCUCAGCUGCUGAUCACACACAACGACCAGUUUGUGGUCUCUCUGUGUGAGGAAAAUGCCUCCAGGGUUUGGAGAUUGGCCACAGGCCACAGGGUCUGCAACAUCUUGACCACUUUGCAAAACGCCUUUAUUACCUCCGCCAACACCUUCGUGGUGGGAAUGACAAAAAGCAAAGUGCUGGCAGUCAGUCUUUGGACUGGCAGUAUCACCAAGAAAUUCUGCUGCGAAGAUGGGAUCACCAUUGUGAAUUUUAAGUUGAUCCCCGACUGUCCUGAUAUCGUCGUAUUUAUCACCUCCGCUGAGACUGUAAACAUCUGGAGUCUGACUGAGGAAGUGAUCUGUCGACGUGUGCAGCUUCCAAGCAACUUCUUGAAAAACCUGGAGGAUUUUGAAAUUUCUCCCAAUGGGAAGCUGGGCAUUAUAUCCCGGGGAGAUGAAAAUAUCAAUGUACUGGACUUACACAAUGGGAAACUACGGGUAGUUCACGCCUCUGGAGUCAUCUGGAGGCAGAAGCUCUCCCGGGAUGGUCGCUACCUGGUAUAUAUUUGUUUCCGCAAUGGUGAGGAGGAGGAGGAAAAUGAUGCGACAUCUAGCUUAAUUGUAAUGAGACUAGCUGAUGGCAAAAACAUCGGUGCUUGUUCCCUCUACAAAACGCCAACUUUUCUUGCACUUUCUCAGAGACACCUGAACAUCAUCGUUGGCUUUGAUGAUGGGAGUAUAGGAAUCUACACAGUCGUGGACCGUGUAGACGCUGCACUGAAAAUCAAGAUUGCCACUUCGAAUAGCAGACAGAUUUUCAACAGUACAACACAGACAUCCAGGCCAAAGUCAAACAGUUACUCCUUUAAAGUGUCUGUGGACUGCUUGUGGCGAGAGUCCACUGAGGUCUUUGCAAGAGACAGUCCUAUCACAGUGAGUGACUCCUCUGAGUCCAAUGAGGCAACACCCUCCAAGAAACACAACUCCUGUUAUGAUCGGGUGUGUGCUGCCCUAGAAUCCCGGGGCCACAGCUACACACCAGAUAACUGAGAUGAUGUUUAUCCUGCUUAACUAAAAACACAUAAUCCACAUACAACUGAAAAAAAGGAAAGUGCAUCUUCUGCGUCAUAAAUGAUAAGCUGCCCGUUUCUUAAAAGCAGGAAAGAUGCCAGAAUUCUCAGUUUACUAAUACCUUCAUGAAAGGAACAAAACUAUGAGACUCAACUUGGGUGCCAUCUUUUUGUCCAAAUGUAUUAGAAAAGUGUAAAACAAA